AUGGGAACCACUUCGAUGGAAGUCGACUAUGCCACAAAGCAGGCUGAUACCAUGACUCGAAUCGAGUUGCUUUGGAAACAACGACCAACGGCCACUGCCUGUGAUCGCUGCGAAAGAUGCAACACCUCACUAAGGCAGCGGACAUACUUCGUGCUACAAACACAUCAUCCCGCCGAAGACUAUGAAAAGGCCAGGCGGCCUCAAGAGGAUGAACUAAAACAAAUCUCAACUCAGACAUCAGCCAAAGGGCGUCGAGUCCCCUCGCACAGAUGCCAUCAGUCUGAGGAUCCCGCAAGAGAAGGACCCUGA
Exophiala mesophila is the source of this 309-nucleotide messenger RNA. RefSeq lists its product as uncharacterized. Bases 1 to 309 code for a protein of 102 amino acids. The transcript has a single exon. The record is from RefSeq and is a predicted model, not a curated record. NCBI's taxonomy places the organism in Eukaryota, Fungi, Ascomycota, Eurotiomycetes, Chaetothyriales, Herpotrichiellaceae.